UUGGAUGUGAAUCCAAAGGAUCCAGCUACAACAACAAAAAAUCAGACGGAAACUUCGAAAGCAGGUUUCGAUUGGCUCAAGGAGGGAACCAUUCUUCAUGUUGUGUAUUCAAGUGUCAUUUUUGUCCUUUUGGUGAUUUUCUUUGUGGUCGUUAUCUUGCUAUGGAGGAGGCGUAAUAAUCCAGGUCCUUCGACUGAAAAUGCGAGUUGCCGUUAUCAUCGCAAAAAUGCUACGGAUAAUCAGGAUCAAGGGAACCCAGUUCAAGCCAGUGAAGCAUACGUGAAUAUCUCCGAACGUCUGAUUUUGAGCGAAGAGGAAACGGUAGUUAUUCAAUCGUCGCCAUCAAGUAACGCAGUACCGAGCAGAAGACAUCAAAUGGACUCUGAGUAUAUGUCCAUUAAGGGAAUAACAACAAAGUUCAAGAAAUGGGAAGUAAAACGGGAAAAUGUUCAAAUCUCGAGAGUUAUUGGAAAGGGUGCUUUCUGUCAGGUUGCUAAGGCAACUGUAUCAGAUAUUAAUGGAAUAAAGGGAGUAACAACAGUGGCAGUUAAAAUGCUGAAAGAAAAUGCCCCGGAUAAUGACAAGAAAGAUCUACUGUCAGAGCUGGAUUUGAUGAAGAAACUAAGGCCUCAUCCUCAUGUCAUUAAACUGAUGGGAUGCGUCACUAAAACUGAUCCUUUGCUUGUUCUGAUUGAAUACAUACCUUAUGGUGAUCUGUUGGGUUACCUAAGGAAGAGUCGCGGCCUAAAUGACACAUACUUUAAAGAUCCGGAUGUUAAACCUGAGACCAACCUAACCUCAGAGCAACUGAUACAAUUUGCCCUGCAGAUUGCUGAUGGAAUGAACUUCCUUUCUGCUAACAAGAUCAUCCACCGUGACUUAGCGGCCAGAAAUGUUCUUGUUGGUGAAGGAGAGAAGUGUAAGGUGACAGACUUUGGAAUGGCGAGGAAUGUUAACCAGGAUGAUAUCUACAACAAAACAAGUCGGGGCCGUCUGCCAGUAAAGUGGACCGCCUAUGAGGGUUUAGUAUAUGGAAAAUACACAACGCAAAGUGAUGUGUGGAGUUUCGGUGUUGUUCUGUACGAAAUAUUUACUGUAGGUGGAUCUCCUUACCCCGCGAUUAACGCUCGCGAAAUUGCAAAGAAACUUCAGCAAGGAUACAGAAUGCCAAAACCUAAACAUGUUGAUGAACAGCUUUACCAGAUUAUGGUCCAGUGCUGGCAGGAAAAUCCAAACGACAGACCGACAUUCCCUUCACUUAAAGACGUUAUCACUCGUAUGUCUAAAAACAAAAAUGACACUUAUUUCAACAUGAGAGAGUAUGAUACCACCCUUUAUGCGAAUGUCGAUGACUUAUCUAUGGAAUGAAUGAAGACAAUCAGUUGCAACGUAUCAUAGAGGGAGGGGAUCAGUUUGAAAUAUUCUUAGCAGUCUGUAGAGUAUGGUUACAGUUGCUUUGUCCACCUUGCUUCAGUCUGGUUUUGAAGUUGACUCAUCUUUAAUUAACGUUCGUUGUGCACUUGUUUUUGUUUGUUUCCUUAAAUUUAGUCUCAAAAUACCAAAUUAUUCCUCAAUAGGUUUUGGCAGUUUUUAAACAAGACUUCAAACUCUCAAAUUAACUUUUGGAUUUGCUUUAUCUACUUGUAAAUCUAUAACGAGUUUGGUGACCUCUAUUUCUCAUCCUUGAACGGCAGUCAGCAUAUUAAGAUUAAUCAUUCUACAAAUUUUUUAAAAACAUUUUAGAGCCUGA
This is a messenger RNA of Pocillopora verrucosa, 1750 nucleotides long. Its product is annotated as fibroblast growth factor receptor 3-like. Gene Ontology annotation, molecular function: ATP binding; transmembrane receptor protein tyrosine kinase activity. The record is from RefSeq and is a predicted model, not a curated record. Gene Ontology annotation, cellular component: plasma membrane; signaling receptor complex. Lineage: Eukaryota; Metazoa; Cnidaria; Anthozoa; Scleractinia; Pocilloporidae. Gene Ontology annotation, biological process: protein phosphorylation; multicellular organism development; positive regulation of kinase activity.